AGGGCGGCCACCUCGGCCCACGGCCUCUCGGACCUGUCCUCCGCCGCCCUCCCCUCUCUGCUUUGAACCUGGGCUCAGGGAUUGAAGGGUGGGAUGGAGGGAGGAAAGGCUGAGAUAACCAAAGUCGACUCUUGGGCCCCCAAUCCACUCCUCCCUGCAGCUGAAGAGACGAAGAUCGGCUUGCAACCGCCCCAACUGCCCCCGGUGGCCUCGGGAGAAGGUCCCGACUUCUAAACUGGGCUCAAAAGGCGGUGCAUUGGACCACACCGACCUUUGUCCCUACCCCACCCCCAUGACUCUAAACUCAGCCACUUGACCUGCUCCCUUGCCUGCGGCUUUUGCACAGGCUCUCCUCUUCUCCAGACUGGACAGGUGCGUGAUCUUAUCAUCAAAGGAGCAGAGUGAGGUGGCUGCUGCUCUCCCCAUUUUGUAGAUGAGAAGACUGAGGCUCCAGUUACACUAACUCCCAGUGGCGUUGCAGAAGGAACCAUAGCUUGGUCUUAGAGCAGCCUGAUAAGGUUUCUCCUGCCCUCUGAGUAGCACUUCCACCCUCACCCUUGGAGAAUGGAGGUCUUGGUGUAGGAAGCACAGAAAAAGGGCUGCUAAGUAACAGGCCAGGGGAAAUGGUGUCCUGCUAGAGGGAGAACUGGUGGAUGUAUCUCGGCACAGCAUCUUGGAUGCCCACGGCAGGAAGGAGCGCUACUAUGUGUUGUAUGUCCAGCCCAGUCGCAUCCAUCGCCGCAAAUUCGACCCCAAGGGAAAUGAAAUUGAGCCCAACUUCAGCGCUACCAGGAAAGUGAACACAGGCUUCCUCAUGUCAUCCUACAAGGUGGAAGCCAAGGGGGACACUGACAGGCUUACUACCGAGGCGCUGAAGGGGCUGGUCAAUAAGCCAGAGCUGCUUGCACUGACAGAGAGCCUCACUCCGGACCAUACUGUGGCAUUCUGGAUGCCUGAGACAGAGACGGAGGCAAUGGAGCUUGAGUUAGGGGCCGGGGUACGGCUGAAAACUCGGGGCGACGGCCCCUUCCUUGAUUCGUUAGCCAAACUUGAGGCAGGAACAGUGACCAAGUGUAAUUUCGCUGGUGAUGGAAAGACAGGUGUGUCCUGGACAGACAACAUCAUGGCCCAAAAGUCUUCAGAAGGGGCCGAAGUGGAGACCCGAGAGCAGGGAGACGGGGCAGAGGACGAGGAGUGGGAUGACUGAGGUUAGUGGGAGAUGGAGCACCGCCAGGGCCCAUCAGCACCUUCUAUGGCACUGUUGAGAGUUUCUUCCAUCGACUUCCACUCUGGAGCUCGAGAUAGAGAGCAGUCCAUAAGCCUUACCUGAUUCUUCCUACUGCCAUCUUGGAACACCCUUUGAACAAGCUCUGCUAAAGUCAAAUCCAAGACCAAGACAUUGGUGGUGGAGCCCCAUGCUGUGGCUCAUGGAGGGGCCCUCCGUGGAUGUCAGUGUAGCCUUCCUAGACUUUUUCACAGUGGCCCUCGCCCUGGUGACAGCCUUGUUUUUAGAGGUAGGCAGUGGAUGAGUCCCCCAGGGCAGUCUGAGAUGAACUGGCUUGGUCUUGGUGCAGAGUUGGGGACCAUCCCUCAUCUGAAUGGAGAGUGGCCAAGAGGGAAGGUACUAGGAGCACCUUCCUCUGUGCAUGUUUUGCUUCCUGUGUUCCUUCCACAUUCCCACUCUCUCCCAGCCCCCACACUCUGUAUUGCAGCCUCUUCUCUCCUUCUUCCAGCCUCCUUGUCCCCUAUACCUUUCCCUUCCUCCUGGAAGUUCUGUAUUCCUCCACUGAUUCCAUGCCACCAUGGAGUUUCCUGUCUUCUGCCCUCCCUGGCUGGUUCCUGGUGGGUGCUGUUCUUGGGGAAGCCGACAGUAUUCACUGGUGUGGCUUCCUGGUCCUCACCUCUCAGACUCUACCAUGCUACAUUUUUAACACCUUUUGUGUGGUGGUUUUGUACCUUGAGAACUUUUUAUGAAUGAGUAAAUUUUCAGAAAAGAAUUCUUCCACAUUGACUGGAUUAUUGUCAGGCAUAAAUGGUCUCCCAGCUGAGCAACAUCCGUAUUGGAAGGACGCCAUUUCUCUUUGGUCAUGAACUUUGCCUUGCUAGCCAAUGUGUCCAAACCCAAGUCUGCAAAGAGAUCUGGAGUUGAAAUGUACAUGUUCUAAGAAUGGGUAAGGACUUAAUGGCAUGUGGAUGGAUCCUGCUUGACUUGGGGAAAGGAGGCGGGGUGAUGGUGAACUAACAAUUAUUGAGUCCCUAAUGAGUCAAGGAGUCCCUGAGUGGUGCAAACAGUUAACGUGCUUGGCUGCUAACUGAAAGGCUGGAAGUUCGAGUCCACGCAGAUGCUCCUUGGAAGACAGCCUGGCAAUCUACUUCUGAAAAAUCGGUCAUUGAAAACCCGAUGGAGCACAGUUUUAACACACAUGAGGUUGCCAUGAGUCAGAAUCGACCAGAUUGCAACUGGUAAACUGGUAAUGUGUCAAACACUGUGCUAGAUGCUUUCUGUGAUAACAGCUAUAGCCACCAACUAUGAGUGCUUCCUGUGUGCUAGUACUGUGCUAAGCACUUGGAUUACUUAUUUAAUCUUCACAGCAGUCCCGUGAAGUACAUAUGAUCAUUAUCCCCAUUUUUUCAUAUGAGACUGAAGCUCAGAGGCUUCAUAGCUAGUAUGUAGAGAAGAGAAUUUAAAUCCAAGCCGUCAGAUUUCAGUGCCAGCAGUAAUUAUCGGGACACCCUGGUGGCACAGUGGUUAAGGAUCUGGCAGCUAACCAAAAGGUCGGCAGCUCGGAUCCACCAGCUGUUCAUUGGAAACCCUAUGGGGCAGUUCUACUCUGUCCUAUCGGGUUGCUUUGAGUCGGAAUUGACUCAGUGGCAACAGGUUUGGGGUUUUUCCUUUUUUGGUUUUAUUCUGAUUCCAUAUACAUAUUACAGAGGAGGAAAGAGUCCUCAGAGAGGUUAAACAGCUUGCCUAGAGUCACACAGCUACUAAGUGGCAGAGCCAGGAUUCAAAUCCAAAGCUGUGUGAAAUAAAGCUUAUGCUCCUUCCACUGCCCUCUGCUUCCUUGGCCUACAGAAGGGCCUUGGACAUAGGGGCCAGAGGGAGUCCAGGCUUUGUGAAGCAGAGUGAUAUUCCCAGACUCCAGGGGACUUGCUCAGACCCUUGACUACUGAUCUUUCCAGGUUGGAACUGGCUCUAUUGCUAUCAACGGUUGAAUAAUUAAUAUUGCGUGUCCGGGUAUAUUAUCAUAGUUCAAAUGUUUGUUUAUUCCCUGGCUCUAUGGCUGUGGAGGCUUGGGGUUCACACUUCAGUUGGGCCACUUGAAGUAACAGGUCAAUAAAACAAGCUUCUUUUCUCAUUGCCUUUUUCAUAGUCCAUAUCCUCACAAUCUCUCACCUCAGUUAUUGUAGUAGCUACCUCACUGGCGUCCUGUAUCUGACAGCAUGCUAGGACCUCAGUCAUGGGAGUGGUCAGAGAGGUGGCUGAGCAAGAGGAAGGCUGUGGACACUGACGAAUGGAGGCACCCAGUGGAGGCAUCUUGUUGCCCAAGGCAAUGUGGCCAUAGAACAUGGCAGGCUCUUAGCGGCAGGCCACCACUCCAAACAAAAAAGGCUCAGCCUGUCAAUGGAGGAAGUCCUGAGGCAACAAAAAGGGCUUGGUGUCUUGGAGAGGCUGUGAGAAGGAAAGGCCACUGUGGCAGGAGCUCAGAGAAUGGGUAGAAGUAGAUGUGUUGGAGAUGGGGCAGAGCAUCUUAAGGCAUGUUAAGGAUUUGGGACUUAAGUCUGAUCCCAUGAGGGGUGGUAAGAUCUGAUUUGUAUGUUUCAAAGAUCACUUGACUGCAGAGAAACUGGAAGUAAUGAACCCAAUUAGGAAAACUGCCGUUAUCCAAGUUAGAGGCUACAGUGGUUUGGUCUAUAGCUGUGGAAGUGGAGGUGGGAAGAAGAAAUGAUUUGAGGGACAUUCAGGGGCAGAAUCAACAGGACUUGGGGGCCAAGAAUGAUGCCCAGAUUCCAGAUGCAUGGUGGUGCUGUGGGGUUAAGGCGUGAUGCUACAGUUCCGGGUAACCUCUUUGUUUAGCAGGAGCCCAGCCUGUGGCUAGGAAGCAUAGGGAGCUGAGUCCAGCCCCCCUGGGGAAGAGGAAACCCUAACCCUAAGAAAACCAAAGUGACUUGGGGGUAAGAAUAGGGUUCCAGGCAGAGCCCUGUUCCCUAGGACUAGGAAGGGAG
Loxodonta africana (African savanna elephant) is the source of this 4224-nucleotide messenger RNA. RefSeq names its product actin related protein 2/3 complex inhibitor (gene ARPIN). The coding region runs from base 815 to 1207 and encodes 130 amino acids. The record is from RefSeq and is a predicted model, not a curated record. Lineage: Eukaryota; Metazoa; Chordata; Mammalia; Proboscidea; Elephantidae. Gene Ontology annotation, biological process: negative regulation of actin nucleation. The transcript is spliced from 7 exons.